GGGCGGGGCGGGGCGGGCGGGGCCGGGCGCUCGGCCGGCGGCUCAGAGCUCGGGCGGCGCGCGGAGUGCGGGUCGCGGCGGAGCGGGCGCCGGCGGCUGGGGGUCGCCCGGGACACCCGGGGCUUGCCGAGCGCGCCGCCGCCCGCCGUCCCCAGGGUCCCCCGAUCGCGCCGGCCCGCGCCCGCUCCCCCAGCGCCAGGUGCGGGAGCGCGGUCCGCGUCCGGGAGGAGCGGCGGCCGGCGCGGGGCACUCGGCGGGCCGCCCCCCCGGGACCGGAGCCGCGCGCCCGCCGCCGCCGCUGGGCUGACUGCCCGGCUGGGCUCGGCCGCGUCCGGGUUCCGCGCCGCUGGGGCGCGGGCGCGGUCGGGGGUUGCGGGGCCUCGAGUCCGCGUCCCGGGCCGGGCGGCCGGCGAGCAUGGAGGAGAAGUACCUGCCGGAGCUGAUGGCCGAGAAGGACUCGCUGGACCCCUCGUUCACGCACGCCCUGCGGCUGGUGAACCAAGAAAUAGAAAAGUUUCAGAAAGGAGAAGGAAAGGACGAAGAGAAGUACAUUGAUGUGGUGAUUAAUAAGAACAUGAAGCUGGGACAGAAAGUGUUAAUUCCCGUAAAACAGUUCCCUAAGUUCAACUUUGUGGGGAAGCUUCUGGGUCCACGUGGCAAUUCUCUGAAGCGUUUACAAGAAGAGACCUUGACCAAAAUGUCCAUUCUUGGCAAAGGCUCCAUGAGAGACAAGGCAAAGGAGGAAGAGCUGAGGAAAAGCGGGGAGGCCAAGUACUUCCACCUGCACGAUGACCUGCACGUCCUCAUCGAGGUGUUCGCCCCGCCCGCCGAGGCCUACGCCCGCAUGGGCCACGCCCUGGAGGAGAUCAAGAAGUUCCUCAUUCCCGACUACAACGACGAGAUCCGCCAGGCGCAGCUGCAGGAGCUGACAUACCUGAACGGCGGCUCGGAAAGCGCGGACGCCCCCGCGGCCCGAGGGAAAUCUGCCUCGCGCACCAGAGGCGUCCCCACCCCAACGACAGGCAGGGGCAGGGGAGGCGUCACCGCCCGGCCCGUUGGCGUUGUGGCCCCCCGAGGGGCGUCGGCGUCCAGGGGAGUCCUUUCCACCCGAGGGCUUGUGAGUCGGGGACGAGGCCUUCUCACCCCCAGAGCAAGAGGAGUCCCCCCAACCGGGUACAGACCUCCACCGCCACCCCCAACGCAGGAGACCUACGGCGAUUACGACUAUGACGAUGGCUAUGGCACUGCGUAUGACGAGCAGAACUACGAUUCCUACGAUAACAGCUAUAGCGCCCCGGCCCAGAGCGGCGCUGAUUACUACGACUACGGCCACGGGCUCAGCGACCAGACGUACGAUUCCUACGGGCAAGAGGAGUGGACCAACUCAAGACACAAGGCUGCCUCCGCGCGGACAGCGAAGGGCGUCUACCGAGACCAGCCAUAUGGCCGCUACUGAUUGUACUGACUUUCUGAUGUUGUGAAAUAGCCCAUCUCCACCCGUCCUGUAAACUGUUCAAAGUAAUUUUUUUCUAUGAACAAUCCCCUUUUUAAAUAAAUCAAAAUGCCUAAAAAUCUGAAUGGAUGGAACUUAAAACUACUUUGUGGAAACAUCAACCUGGGAAGAAAGAGAAAAAAAUAAAAAAGACAUGUAAAAUUUUGUUAUUUCCAGCCUGUACAUGAAAAAAAAAAAAAAAUAGGUCAUCAAAAGGAAAAACACACACACAACUUUGAUUAACUAGUGUUAAACAAAAAAAUAGGUUUACUAAACAUGUUAAUCCAUCCUUUAACAUAUGCCUCACCUUUCAUUUUAAAGGUUUCCAUAGAGUUUAGUUAUUUUAUCUUUCAGCCAUAUGCCAGUUUUUUUUUUUCCCUCACGUAAAAAGGGAAGCCAAUUACAAGUGCAAAUAAUGUGGUAUUCUUUUUGUAACUCCAGUCUUGAAAUGUUCUGUAGUGUUAAGCAAACUUUCCUCUUGCUUGAUACUAAAUAAACUUUUGAAAGAAA
Molecule: messenger RNA, 2002 nt
Organism: Myotis daubentonii (Daubenton's bat)
Lineage: Eukaryota; Metazoa; Chordata; Mammalia; Chiroptera; Vespertilionidae
Gene: KHDRBS3
Product: KH RNA binding domain containing, signal transduction associated 3
Biological process (GO): regulation of alternative mRNA splicing, via spliceosome
Cellular component (GO): nucleus
Molecular function (GO): mRNA binding
Source: RefSeq, a predicted model, not a curated record